Acanthamoeba castellanii str. Neff is the source of this 462-nucleotide messenger RNA. Its product is annotated as calmodulin 1 isoform 5, putative. Gene Ontology annotation, molecular function: enzyme regulator activity; calcium ion binding. The record is from RefSeq and is a predicted model, not a curated record. NCBI's taxonomy places the organism in Eukaryota, Discosea, Longamoebia, Acanthamoebidae. The transcript has 4 exons. Bases 1 to 462 code for a protein of 153 amino acids.
AUGGAGGCGCCAAGCCAGCAGGGAGGUGUGGCCACCCUGGACCAGCUCAAGGAAAUGUUCUCCCUCUUCGACAAGGAUGGUGACGGCACCAUCACCGUAGAUGAGCUGGAGUCGGUGAUGCAGUCCAUGGGCCAGAACCCGAACAAAAAGGAGCUCGAGGAGAUGAUGAACGAGGUGGACACCGAUCACAACGGCUACAUUGACUGCGACGAGUUCGUGCAGCUCAUGCAGAAGCAAACGUCGCACAGCAGCGAAGAAGAGGCCCUCGGGGCCUGGAAGCUGUUCAACAAGAAGGGCAGAGACGUCAUCUCCGCAGCCGAUUUCCGGGAAGUGAUGACGAAGCUCGGAGACACGCCACUCACGCACGAGGAGGUGGAUGACAUGCUGCGGACAUCGGGCGUGCGCGGUGACGGCGAGAUCACGCUGGAAGAGUUCAAGACGAUGCUCCUAAACAACAACUGA